This is a messenger RNA of Eupeodes corollae, 1948 nucleotides long. RefSeq names its product probable cytochrome P450 305a1 (gene Cyp305a1). Gene Ontology annotation, biological process: xenobiotic metabolic process. The coding region runs from base 183 to 1697 and encodes 504 amino acids. The transcript has 2 exons. The record is from RefSeq and is a predicted model, not a curated record. Gene Ontology annotation, molecular function: oxidoreductase activity, acting on paired donors, with incorporation or reduction of molecular oxygen, reduced flavin or flavoprotein as one donor, and incorporation of one atom of oxygen; heme binding; iron ion binding. NCBI's taxonomy places the organism in Eukaryota, Metazoa, Arthropoda, Insecta, Diptera, Syrphidae. Gene Ontology annotation, cellular component: intracellular membrane-bounded organelle; cytoplasm.
AAAUAUCGUUGGGCAGUCAGUAACAAUUUGACCGUUCAUUAAAGAAGUUCUAAAGUAUACUACUAACCAUAAGCUUGGUUUGUUUAUUCACAUAAAUAUCAAUUCCGAUAGUUUUUUUUUAAUGUUUAUAAAUCAGUUCUUAUAACAAAAACAAAAAGAAAGAAGGAACUAACUCCCACGGAAUGGAUUUGAUAUUAACUGUUCUCAUAAUCACACUUAUUGUAAUUAUCAUACAAUUGGUAUUUAAAUCAAUAAAACGACCGGAUAACUAUCCACCUGGUCCUCCCUUCCUACCAUGGAUUGGAAACACUAUGCAGCUAAGAACCGAAGCUCGUCGAGUGGGCGGUCAACAUAUUGUAUUCGAAAAUUGGGCCAAACAAUACAAAUCUAAUGUAAUUGGUCUUAAAUUAGCUGGAGAAUACGUGAUUGUUGUAAAUUCUUACCCUUUGGUAAAACAAAUCCAUUUGAACGAAGUUUACGAAGGCAGACCAGAUACGUUCUUUUUGCGUUUACGAACCAUGGGAACACGAAAAGGAAUAACCUGUACCGAUGGAGCCCUAUGGUAUGAGCAUCGUAAUUUUACAAUGAAACAAAUGAGACAAAUCGGAUACGGUCGAACUCCAAUGGAAGCGCACAUAAUCGAGGAAGCUGAUGACUUAAUACGUUACAUCGAUCAACUAGACGAAUGUCACAUUUACCCAGGUUCGUUUUUGGCAACUAGUGUCAUUAAUGUUCUAUGGUUUCUAACAACCGGACAGCUUUUGAAAAGAAAUGAAGAGCGUCUCAAUACCUUGCUAUCACUACUUGGCAGAAGAUCGAAAGCUUUUGAUAUAUGCGGAGGUGUUUUGACACAGUUCCCUUGGCUGCGACACAUAGCCCCAGAUAAGACUGGCUAUAAUUUGAUACUCGAAUUGAACAGAGAGUUAAAUAACUUCAUCAUGGAAAGCAUAAAUGAGCAUAAGCUGAUAUUUGAAAAGUCAAAUGGCACAGAAGAAAGCGAUUUGAUAUACGCUUAUCUCAAAGAAAUGCAAUCAGGCGAAAAAGAUGAAAAUGGUUCAUCAAAUGAGACUUUCGAUGUAAGCCAGCUUACGAUGACAAUUCUAGACUUUUUCAUUGCUGGCUCACAAACGACAAGCAACACACUUGAUCUGGUACUUAUGAUGCUGGCCCUCAGACCUGACAUCGAAGAGAAAUUAUUUAAGGAAGUUCAUGAGAAUCUCAAUGAGAAAGAGUUUCCACUCUUGAGUGUUAGGACAAGAUUUCCUUAUGCCAAUGCGGUGCUUAUGGAAGUUCAGAGAUAUUUCCACAUCCUUCCAAUAACAGGACCACGAAGAGCCUUAUGGGAAACUAAGCUAGAUGGUUUUACAGUACCUAAGAACACUACAGUUCUAAUCAGUCUUCGAAGUGUUCUUAUGGAUGAGGCACAUUGGAAAGAUCCGCAAACUUUUCGACCGGAAAGAUUCCUAGACGAAGAUGGUGGCAUAAUUAAUGAUGAGUAUUUUAUACCAUUUGGUCAGGGAAGACGUCGUUGUCCUGGCGAUUUAUUGGCCCGGUCGUGUUUGUUUUCGUUUUUGGUGAAAAUCGUACAGAAUUUUAAGAUUGAAAGCGAUGAGCAGAGUAAAUUGUGUACAACUCUUGUGCCAGGUAUAAUGCUUUCUCCAAAACCUUAUACAAUUAUGUUCCGACGUAGAAAAUAAGGGUUAAUACAUUUUGGUGGUUAUAAUGCAGCACAUACUGGAUUUGGGAAUUGCACAAUUUGUUUUGUUCACCAAUUUUGUAUAAGAAAAAAUAGAGUAACAUUUAGUUGUUUAUUUAUAAAAUAACCAAAUGUUGCUUAUUUCAGCAAUACACGAAAAUGAUGACGGUAGAAGGUUAAAAUUAUAUAAGACUAUAAAUUAUAAACGCUUAAAAUUUAAUUAUUUAAAUAAAAAAAUAAAGCAGACACUUA